Messenger RNA from Acomys russatus (golden spiny mouse), 2039 nucleotides. RefSeq names its product RAD52 homolog, DNA repair protein (gene Rad52). The coding region runs from base 415 to 1716 and encodes 433 amino acids. Gene Ontology annotation, biological process: double-strand break repair via homologous recombination; double-strand break repair via single-strand annealing; DNA recombinase assembly. The record is from RefSeq and is a predicted model, not a curated record. Lineage: Eukaryota; Metazoa; Chordata; Mammalia; Rodentia; Muridae. The transcript has 11 exons. Gene Ontology annotation, cellular component: nucleus.
GAUAUAGGUAACAUACAUUGUGAAGUGAUUACCAGGCUGUUUAGUAUCUCUCAAUAUUGUACUGACUCUUAGGUAGCACUGUGGUGACUGCUUUUAUUUUGUUUUUUGGGACAGACAGUGCCUGCCUCUGACUCCCAGAGUGCUGGGAUUUAGGCAUGUGACAUCACCGCCCCGCCUCCACAGCAAGGAUUGUGUAAUACUGAUACAGCACAAUAUGCUCUCAGGGUAAACAUUCACUUUUUCUAGCCCAUAAUAGUAAGUGUGUUAACUGAGGGUAGGAACAACCAUAGGUUUGGCUGUGUCUUGGCAGGCCAUAGCUGACCCCUGAGAGACUUGGUCCCUUUAGUAAGUGCUUUAUCUGAUGGGGCAUAGAGGCCCUGGCUUUUAUCUCUAGCGUUCUUUGAGUUUUGUUUAAUGUUUCAUUUAAACAGAGUCAAGAUGUCUGGGGCUGAAGAAGCAGUCCACGGACGGUGUGACAGCCAUCCUCCGUUGUCUGCUGAGAGGUCUGUGCUGUGCUUUGGACAGAGCCAGUACACAGCGGAGGAGCACCAGGCCAUCCAGAAGGCUCUGAGGCAGAGGCUGGGCCCGGAGUACAUCAGCAGCCGCAUGGCCGGAGGAGGCCAGAAGGUGUGUUAUAUUGAAGGUCAUCGGGUAAUUAAUCUGGCCAAUGAGAUGUUUGGUUACAAUGGCUGGGCACACUCCAUCACCCAACAGAAUGUGGAUUUUGUUGACCUCAAUAAUGGCAAGUUCUACGUGGGAGUCUGUGCAUUCGUAAGGGUACAGUUAAAGGAUGGCUCCUAUCACGAGGAUGUGGGUUACGGCGUUAGUGAGGGCCUCAGGUCGAAGGCCUUGUCGCUGGAGAAGGCCAGGAAGGAGGCUGUGACCGAUGGGCUGAAGCGGGCACUCAGGAGUUUUGGGAAUGCUCUUGGGAAUUGCAUUCUGGACAAAGAGUAUCUGAGGUCACUAAAUAAGCUUCCACGACAGCUUCCUCUUGAAGUGGAUUUAACUAAAACAAAGAGAGAAGAUGUUGAACCAUCUGUGGAACAGGCAAGAUACAACAGCUGCCGACUGAGUGAAGCAUUGGGAGCUUCCAAACUACAAGCAGCAACUUCCCCCUGCAGACCAGGCCAGCCACAGGAUGCGGACAUUAGGCUACAGGGGGCUAAGGACAGCAGCAGUGCCUGCAAUCUGGCCGCCACCGUGGAGAGUGAUGCCACUUACCAGCGGAAGCUCCGGAAGCUCCGGCAGAAGCAGCUGCAGCAGCAGUUCCGGGAACAGAUGGAGAUUCGACAGCAGGGCCAUGCACCUGCCAUAGAGGUGGAAGCUGAGUGUGAGGCAGUGCUUCCAGCCCCUCCUCCAAAACACAGCACCCCCAUAACUGCUGUCUCAGGACACCUCAGGGAGAAAACCAACUUUCCAGAUAACCUUGAAGACAACCUUGAAAUGUGGGACCUGACUCCAGAUUUAGAGGACAUCAUUAAGCCUUCGUCUAGACCAGAACCACUCCAAGCAUCUGCCACCCGAACCCUCAACAACCAGGGGGUGACCCAGGAUUGUGUCCUACACAGCCUUUGCCACCAGAAACCACAAGAAAAACCUGGACCCGAGCACCUGCAGAGCCGUAGCACGAACCAGCAUGUACUAGGUAGCACAGGAAACUCUGAAUCACAUAAGAGGAGCCAGGACCUGAAGAAAAGGAAACUGGAUCCAUCCUGAAGCUCAAGGCAUGACUAGAUUCUGUUGCAGAAGGACUUUGGAAAACUGCAGUUUGGUCACAAAAUUGUUCUGAAGAUUUUAUACCUUGGUUUAUUCUGAACUCGUUAGAGGACUUUAGAGCCCAACUGUAGAGGAAGCUGGCUACUUUAAAGAGGUUGUCAUACCCUGCAACGGGAGGGAGGCCAACAGAUAAAAUGCCUUUCCUCUUUUUCAGUAUGUAUGAUACACUCCUAAGCCACAGUAUUGAGAUUUGAGGUGAUCUUAGUGUAGCCCAUCAAGCCCCAGCUCUUAGUUACCUACAUUAAAUUAUAUGAUCUCAUCUU